Molecule: messenger RNA, 3400 nt
Organism: Scleropages formosus (Asian bonytongue)
Lineage: Eukaryota; Metazoa; Chordata; Actinopteri; Osteoglossiformes; Osteoglossidae
Gene: arhgef49
Product: Rho guanine nucleotide exchange factor 49
Exons: 7
Coding region: 1-3384 (1127 amino acids)
Biological process (GO): positive regulation of Rho protein signal transduction
Molecular function (GO): guanyl-nucleotide exchange factor activity
Source: RefSeq, a predicted model, not a curated record
AUGCCUGAUGUGAGAGACGUGUCGUGCGAUGACUCGGCGGUCGACUGUCACGCUGGUGGCGUUGUCCACCUGGAGCCAUGCCUUCCUGAGCUCCAGGAGGCUCCGCCGGAGAUCCCUGGCUGCCGUUCCGUUGCCCGUGGCAACCGCUGUCCCGUUGCCCCCGGCUGCCAGGGCCUCGACAGCCGCCCCGCGGACGGUACGAGCCGCGUGAGAUCCGCCACCCGGCCGGGUUGGGCUGAGACCUGUGGGCACUGUGCCCAGGAGGACGUCCCCAGCGCCCGGCUCUUCCGCAGCAUGGAGAACUUGCACUUGUCGGCCCUUUCCGACGCAGGGCUCCACACCUUCGGCGCCACCUGCAGGAGCGUGGACAGCGAGCUCGCCUUCCACUGUGCCGCCGCCAGCGCCGGGUCGCCCGAGGCCUCGAACCCGCUCCGUGUGCCGCUGAGGAGGGACCGGCCUCUUCUGCCUCAGGGGCUUUUCCCCGUUGCGGACGAGAGGACAGCCAGCGGAAGCACGUGGAAGGGAGUGAGAGAAAGGCUCCGCAGCCAAAGCGCCCGGGCGAUCGAGCCAAACAGGCCGCUGAAGCCGCGGGGCACGGCAGCCAAGGCCGCCCCCACGUGGGGGCCCCGUGGGGGGGAAAGGGCCCACACCUGCCCCGCCGGCUGCCGCUUGGCCCGUGGCCCGAGGCUCCUGUCGACGCGUCCCAUCACGAGCCCAGAGGAGAUCAAGCAGGAAGUGAUGAGGAGGCUGCAGCUGCGGCGCCAGAGGAGCUCCCCCAACCUGGCGCUGCCCUCGACCGACCCUCCCGACGGACUCUAUUCGCACUGCAAACCGGAGCGCAGGAGGCCCCCCGUGGGGCGUCUGCACAUCCCCACCUUCGAGGAAUUCAAGAGGAUGCGGCAGAAGGAAGGUGGGGUUGAGGGGGUUAAACAGGAUGGACGGAACGACGGAAAGGGAAACCCUGCGGAGGCGGAGCCGGGACACGCGGAGGGUCCUCCCGCACCCCAGGACGGGGGAACUGGUGUCAGCGAGGACGUCCCAGACGGGCGCUCUGGAGAAAAGAGAGUCGUGGACGACCCCACCGGCUCGGAGGCCACCGUCAGUGAGAGCGGAGGCGCAGACGGUGUCGCCGCCCCCGUGUGCACAAGCCCCGCCCCCAGGUCCUGCCUGGACCCCCAGGCAACGGGCCAAGAAGAGCCUCCCGGGGACCUCACGUGGAGCCCGAACGCAGACACGGCCGGUGUUGGCGCCCCGCACUGGCGCGAGAGCUGCGCUCCGUCGUCCAGCUGCUGCCCGUCUCUCCUGCUGGACGGCGCCAAGAUCUCCAGGAUCCGGGACGGGUUCUUCGGCUCGGCUCUGGACCUCAUCAGGAAGAGCCUGAGCCCCCUGAGCCCUGGGAUGGGGAUUCAGGAAGGGGGGGAGGUGCUGGGCGAGCGCUGCACUGCAGAAGUCGUAGCCGAGGCCUCCGCCAUGCUGUCACGUGAGCGGGACGGCGAUGACGUCACCGCUCCCCGGAUGAGCCGUCAGCCCGCUGCGGUUGCCAUAGCGACUGCGGCCAGUGGUGCGGAGACCGGGGAUGAGCCUUGCGGAGGGGGUGCGGCGACAAACUGUACGCGUCACACCUGUUCCGUGUCGCCUCCCUCCUCCAAUCAGCAGCCCUCCAGCCUGGGCUGCCGGCGGUCCAGCCUGGAUGUGGCGUACGAGGCGGCCGAGUCGGUGAGAGUGCAGCGCGCCUGUCGCCUCCGCCCCCACUUCAGCGACCCGAUGCCCACCGACGGCGCCAAGCGCAAGCAGCUGGAGCUGAAGAUGGCAGCAGCGGCCGCCUUCCUCCAUCGGCAGCAGAGGACUGGGAGCGGCUCUGGCAAGAGCCGCUCGGAGACCACCGUGGGGGCCGAGGAUGUGGCUCUGGGCGUCGUGGCCAAGACGGGGCAGCACCGCUGGAGCAACGUGAGCAGCCUGAGUGCGGACAGCGGGGUGGUGGGGCUCAGCGACGAGCGCGAGGAGGACGAAGUGCACCGGCAGAACCACUCGGCAACUUCCGAGGUGGAACGUGUGGACAGCGGCAUUGGCUCUGGACUGGCCCGGCACUGGGGGCCACCGGGUUCCUCCCUCAGGGCCUGGGAGACCCGGCAACCCUGUCCGGACUGCGGACAGCUCGACCCGGCUGUGGGCGGCAGUCUCUGCGACCGGUGCCUGAAGCUGCGCACGGAGCGCAAGGAGGCCGUCCUGGAGUUCCUCAACACUGAGGCCAGCUACGGUGAGGACCUCCGCAUCAUCAAGGAGGAGUUCUACUGCCCGAUGCGCGGGGCCGGCCUGCUCACCUCCGAGCAGCUGGCCGUGGUCUUUAGCAACGUGCAGGAGCUCAUCGAUGUCAACGAGAAGUUCACCGAGCGCCUUCAGGAUGCCAUCGACCGGGCCUUUGACCAGGGUGAUGAGGAUCUGCUGACGGUGUGCAUUGGCGAGAUCUUCCUGGAGUUCGUCAACAUGCUGCCCGCCUUCCAGACCUACUGCCUACAGCAGUCCAGCUCUGUCAACAUGCUCAACACAUUGGAGAAGGAGAAGGAGCUGCUGAGAAUCUUCUUAGACGUCUCGCAGAAUGACAACACAGCCUUGCGGAGGAUGAACCUGCGUUCCUUCCUGAUGGCGCCGCUGCAGAGAGUGACUAAGUACCCACUACUUCUGAAUCGCAUCAGCAAAGCGACAGCUGAGAGCCACCCGGACAGCGGGAGCCUGCGCGAGGCCAAGCGUCGUGUGGAGUCUCAUCUGGAGCACAUCAACAUGAAGACCAAGCAGGAGGGCGCAGCCUGGUCACUACGUUCCUUCCGCCGGGACAGCCGCAGGAAUCGCGAGGCCGGCACUGUCGAGAUGCGCGAGGUGUCCAUGAAGGCCGUGGGCUGGAUGCGGGAGAGCACUCGUUUUGUGAUGGAAGGUGCCCUCCAGCUGUCGCAACCGGCUGACGGCCAGUGGACCAAGAAGGGAAGCAAGGUUCUCAAGUUCCAGAACGUGCAGAGUGUGCUGAUGGUGCGCACUCGCCGGGCAACAGACGCACCACCUGAGCGUGGGAUUCAGGGCAGGGACCCUCCAGAGCCUGUGCAUGAUGGUGUGCUGGUACUCAUCAAGGACAAGAGCAGCGGCAAGUUCGCCGUCCUGCGGGAACCCAUUCGACUGGGAAACUGCGUGGUGUCGGUUGACCCCGAUUGUGACGAUACCUUCGAGCUUCUGGACAUCCCUCGUGAGGCCUUUGUUUUCCGGGCCGCCGACAAGUCCCGCACACAGCAGUGGUUCCACCAGAUCAAGAGAUACUCGUGUGACCUGGGGCCCUGGAGAAAGAGGCGCAAUGCCCUCCCCAACAUCAUGAUCAACACAAACCAGAACCGGUCCUGAUACUGGACCCUGAGGA